Messenger RNA from Rotaria sp. Silwood2, 708 nucleotides. NCBI's taxonomy places the organism in Eukaryota, Metazoa, Rotifera, Eurotatoria, Philodinida, Philodinidae. The record is from the annotation of a GenBank genome assembly.
AUGAAUCUACAUCGUUUUGAACGAUAUAUGGCUGCCAUAUUUUAUCUUGAGAUAUAUCGUGCUCGAAAAGAACUUAAACGAAUGAAAUCAAUUCAACAUAGAUUAAAGAAAGGAAAAUAUAUUCUUCGUGUUACAGAUAAAAGUGGUAUAUUUCAUAUUGGUUACACAAUAUAUUAUGACAAGAAAAAAGGAACAUCAUUAAGACCUAUUGUCACAUCAACAAAUAUACCAACAACUGAAAUAUCAAAGUCUUUAGACGAAUUAAUUCGACCAUUAUUUGAUAAACAUGUUCGGUCAACAACAAUUAUUGAUGAUGUUGAUUUAAUUCGUCGUUUGGAAACAUAUGUGGCUAAUGAUUAUCUUAAACCAACAAAUAAUCUAUGUACAUUUGAUAUUAUAGAUUUAUAUACAAUGCUACCACAAGAAGAAUCACUCGAUAUUCUAACUGAAUUUCUUCUUCAAUACGGUUAUCGUAAAGUAAAACAUAUUCCAAUUGAUGCUAUUCAAAAAUUAGCUCAUAUUGUCAUCACAGAAAAUGUUUUCAUAUAUGAAAAGAAAUUCUGUCGACAAAUUAUUGGUGGUGCUAUGGGAUCAGCAUUUAUAUUAACUCUAGCUAAUAUUUUCAUGUGGAAAUGGGAACAAAAGCUCGACCGUCGACAAGCGGCAUCCAACGAGAUCUAUGUACGGUCUGUUCCAUAUAUUAAAUGA